UUAUUCGCCAUGCUGCGUACCCCCGCGAGCCUGCGGCGCCUCAGCCUCGCCGUGUCGAGCAAGGCCUUCGACCCGCAAGCCGGCCUGGCCUCCGUCGGAACGGCGGCCCUGCUGCGCAGCGCUACCGUCAGUCUCUGUGCAGAAAUCAAAUUUCGCGGCGCUUCUCCGCUUACGGCUGAAUCAUAACUUCCACGCCAUCGACGCGACGCCUGCUCGAUGGACACAGGUCAUGAGCGCGCUCCGGCUCCCGGGCGGCACCGCCAUCGCGCAGUCCACCCUCCAGGCCGCGACGACCUCGAGCGUGGCUGCCUCGCUGGUCGGCGCCGCGGCGGAGGGCCGGUUUGUGGGUGGCGCGACGCUGGAAGACGCGAAGCGGACGGCCGCGGCCCUCGCCGAGGACGGCAUCGCCACGAUCGUCGAUCACGGGGUGGAAGAAGCCGAUGAUGUCCAGCUCGAACUCGCGCGGAAGCGCCAGCUCGUCGCCGCCGCUGGUGGCCUUACCGUGCCGAUCAAGCCCACUGCCGUCGCCGACGGAGCGAUGCUCCGCGCGCUCGCGGACUUGAUACAGCAGGCGCCGGAGCCCGACGCCGCGCGCCUCGACGGCGAGCUGGUGACGCAGCUGAGUGAGGAGCAUCGGAAGCACUUCGACGACGCCGUCGAGGGCCUGGUGCGCCUCGCGCGCGACGCGGAGGCCGCGGGCGGCGCGCUUUUGCUCGACGCCGAAAUGACCGACCUGCAGCCGGCCGUCGACCGCCUGUUCCUGAGCGCGCUCGAGGCGUGGGCCGCCGACGCGGACCGCGCGUUCGCGACGUACGCGGCUGUGUGGAAAUCAACCAGUGAGUUCUGUUACCGUGAUCCUCCAUCGAGAGCAGAAGCUGUUACGAGGACAACGUCGCGUCGAUGGCGGUAGAAUCGCCACGCCGUCGAGCAGACGCCGCUACGGAAGCACGUCGCGUCGAUGGCGUGGGGCGCCCGAAAUUUGAUUUCCACGCAGGUACGCUGGGCCGGCCGGCGCGCCCCGGGCCGCCGCUCUACAACACGUACCAGUGCUACCUCGCCGGCUCGGAGGCGCGCCUGGCCCUCGACGCCGCAUUCGCCAAGGACCUCGGGGUCGCGUUCGGGCCAAACUCGUGCGCGCGCGCCUCGUGGCUGAAGCUAAGGCGGCCGGCCGGCUCCGCGGGUCCAAGGCCGAGACGGACGCGGCCUACGACGCAGCCGUCUCCCAAUUAAUAGAGGCCGCGGCGGCGGGCGACGACGCUCACGCGUUCCUCUGCACGCACAACGCCGGCGAGCUGCGAAAGGCUUUGUCGAAGGCGGACGCGCUGCACCUCGAGCGGGGCGACGACCGCCUCAAGUUCGCGCAGAUCCUGGGCCUCUGCGACGGCCUGACGCGGUCGCUCGCCGCUGCGGGCUGCCGCGCGCACAAGCUCGUGCUCUUCGGGGCGACGCGCGACCUCGCGCCCUGGAUCGGGCGGCGCCUCGCGGAGAACGCCGACGCGCUCGGGCGCCGGCGGCCGAGGCUCCCGCCUUAUGGCGAAAUUGGCGCGGCGCGUGGUCGGAUGAUCUCGCUCCUGUUUAAACUUAGUUCCUAUCCCAUCCGUCCGUCGUUCAACGGGUUAGUCAGAGGGGAGGGAUGGGAUGGGCUUUGGGAUGGGCGCCGCCGAGUUAAUCGGGGCGCGGGCAAAACGCCGGGCGCCUCGGCGACCCGCUCGUUGACGGGGUUGUGGACGGGCGCGAAGACGGGCUUGCCCUCCUUCUCCUUCUUCGCCAUGGCUCCGAUGCAGCAGAGCGCGGCGAUCGCAAUGACGGCCGCGGCGAUGAGGCCGCCGACGAGCCCGGCGUCGUCGUAG
Molecule: messenger RNA, 1850 nt
Organism: Pelagomonas calceolata
Lineage: Eukaryota; Pelagophyceae; Pelagomonadales; Pelagomonadaceae
Source: the annotation of a GenBank genome assembly